Molecule: messenger RNA, 999 nt
Organism: Penicillium waksmanii
Lineage: Eukaryota; Fungi; Ascomycota; Eurotiomycetes; Eurotiales; Aspergillaceae
Product: regulator of G-protein signaling domain-containing protein
Exons: 3
Coding region: 1-999 (332 amino acids)
Source: RefSeq, a predicted model, not a curated record
AUGCUCAAGAAGAAGUCGCUUUCUCCCUCAUUCUUCUGGAAUUUCACUCCCAGUACAACGCCGGAACUGUCUCCCACCUCGUCCGACAGCGAUUCAGACGAGGACAUGGAAUCCUCUGGCUCCCGACCGGUCAGCCUGGCCGUCUCGGCGGGAGCCUUCUGCCCCAUGCGCCCCACGCUUAACGACGUGUUGGCCAACACCGCUCCACCCCCAUACACCCUGAGCGCUUUCAUGGCCUAUCUCUCUCAGAAUCACUGCCUCGAGACUUUGGAAUUUACUCUCGAGGCUCAGCGCUACCGUGAUACCUACCUCUCCCUCGCCGAGCGCCUUGACCAGUCCACCCUCACCACGGAUACCCCGGAAAGUCAACAUCUGCGCAUGCUCUGGCAGCGUCUAUUGACUGCCUACAUCCUCCCCGGCGCUCCCAGGGAAAUCAAUCUGUCAAGUGAAGUCCGGGAUGGACUGCUCCGCUACCGUGACGUUGCUCUUCCACCUGUGCCGGAAACACUCGACUCGGCUGUGAAACGCAUCCACGAUCUCAUGGAGGAAUCCAUCUUCCUCCCCUUUCUCAACGCACACACCACCUCACCCUCCAUGCCGCCAAUCCCCGAGGACACAAUGAAUCUCCCCAGCCAUAGCCUGGACGAGAACCCCAUGAAUCGAGAUCUCCCUGCAACUGGCGGCCGUUCGAAUCUGUCUCUCGGUGCAGUUCACGCCCUCGGCAAGCGGGCUUCUGGCGCUCUCCUUAGUACGAGUGGUGAAUCAGUCUCGCUUGCUCUGACAGACGACUCAAGUCCGCAGUCAAGUCCCACUGCUGAGGAACCGAUGACACCACCGACCACACCGCCCGCCAGCGAGCCUCAUCUCCCAAUGAACAGCCCCAGGCUACGCACCGAGAAUCCCUGGAAGAAGAUGGGUAUGAAGCUGGGCUUCAAAAAGCGGUCCGGCGGUGCCAGUGGCUCUCGCGGUGAUCCUAAAAUCCUCGGUCUCGACGACUGA